Molecule: messenger RNA, 901 nt
Organism: Chaetomium fimeti
Lineage: Eukaryota; Fungi; Ascomycota; Sordariomycetes; Sordariales; Chaetomiaceae
Exons: 1
Coding region: 171-842 (223 amino acids)
Source: RefSeq, a predicted model, not a curated record
CACGACCACCAGCCCAUUGGUUGUCUUCCCCGAGCAUGAGUCCCCGGGGGGUUAUCCCCCGGCCAACACGGCUUGGAAAAGUAUGAGACGUAGUAGUAACCGCAAAAGGGGCUUCGCUGGACGCAAGAAAAAUAGAUUGUAGGAACUCAAACCAAGCCAUCUAGAUACUGAUGUUCCCUUUCUACCCAGUAUAUUUCUUUUUAUCCUUUCCAACCGACCGCACUACCGUUCCACAAGCCAACCAAACAAACAAACCCAACCCCAUCCCAUGCCCGGGCAUCUCGAGUACACGACAUACAACACCACCACCGAGCAAAACACCGACCACGACCACACCACAUCCGCACAACCACGGUCAGGAAUCCCUUCGGCAAUUAUGCCCCGAUGAAGAAUAUCUAAGCGGCCCAAACGAGCACGCCCCAAACGCGACCCACCGCACUAGCAGGCAGGUGAGGCCGGGUAGGUCAGAGAGGGACUCACUCGUUUGGCCACCGAACGAUCCGGCGGGUUCGCGGGAAGAAGGGUUGUGUACCCCCCGAGGAGUCACGCGAGGAUCUUGUGUGUGUGUUCGGGCCGAGGGGCGGGCGAAGGUGGAGGCAGGGGGCGUGCCUGAGGCUGUACCUGGAGCCGUGGAAAGAUCGAGUUGGGAUGUGGUGUUGUACGUGACACGGAGGGAUCGGCGGCGGGAUUCCUGCCGUGCUGUUCCUGCCUGGUGGACGAGGGAACGGAGGGUUCGCUUCUCGCACCCCUCCUCCAUCACCGCUGAGCGUAACACGGGUGGAAUUUAUCUCAAGAACUACCAUCAUAACAGCGCGGGGGGGAUUGUUGUGCAGUGGCUGUGAGUAGGUAAAGUAGGUGUUGCAUAUGCUGGUAAGAUGUCUCCGGGUUCUGUACCGUCGAA